Messenger RNA from Parnassius apollo (apollo), 806 nucleotides. The record is from the annotation of a GenBank genome assembly. NCBI's taxonomy places the organism in Eukaryota, Metazoa, Arthropoda, Insecta, Lepidoptera, Papilionidae.
CGGGCAGUACAGUGGACGCGGGUCAGGAGCUCGUGGCGCUGGGCGCGUGCGGCGCACUGGGCGCACUGGCGUGCUGCAUGCCGGCCACCGGCUCCUUCACGCGCACCGCGCUCAACCACGCGUGCGGAGUGCUCACGCCCGCCGGCUCCUUCUUCAAAGCGUGCCUUGUGCUUCUGGCGGUGACGUUGUUAACUGAUGCAUUUUACUUCAUCCCACGUGCGGCUCUAGCCGGUAUCAUCAUGGUCGCAAUGAUGUCUAUCAUCGACUUCUCUAUUGUUAAGAUCCUGUGGAUGAACAGCAAAUGCGAGCUGGGUGUGUGGGCGGUAACGGUGUGCGUGGGCGCGUGCGCGGGGCUGGAGCUGGGCAUCGCGGCUGGCGCGGUUGCGGACCUGCUCCGUGCGCUCGCUCGCGCUUCGCGUCCGCACCUGCCCGCCUCACAGCACAAUAAUAAGUGCGUGCGAGUGCGCGUGCCGGCGCGCCUGCAGUGGUGCGCGGGCGCGCGCGUGUCUCGCCGCCUGCGCGCGCUGGCCGCCGCGUCGCCGCUGCUGGUACUAGACGCCGCCGAUUUACACCACAUCGAUUUCAACGUCGCUGAGGAGAUAAUUUCUGUGAUAUUAGAUUUAGAGAAGCAAGGUCACAAGAUCAUUCUUUGGAACUUCAACGCGAAGCAUCAACAGCUCUUCGAACAAUUGCACCCAGCCAUGAGGGAGAGGUUUUACACCGGGAUCAGUAUAGAACAAGAAGUCUUGGGUGUGGAGAUUUUUGAGCAGGCAAGUAUACCUGAUCCUAUAUCUACUAAUCUUUAG